Aphis gossypii (cotton aphid) is the source of this 3222-nucleotide messenger RNA. RefSeq lists its product as uncharacterized. NCBI's taxonomy places the organism in Eukaryota, Metazoa, Arthropoda, Insecta, Hemiptera, Aphididae. The record is from RefSeq and is a predicted model, not a curated record. Bases 1 to 3222 code for a protein of 1073 amino acids. The transcript has a single exon.
AUGGUCGAGACAACAGAAGAAAAGGAAAUCAAACGCGUCAGACGUCUUAUUACUAGAGCUGACACUAAACGCACUAUUGCCGUCAAAAAAAUUCGUUCAAUUAACAGCCUCGCUAAACGCGCUAAAGAUGAUCCUAAUCUUAUGGAUGAACUACAUGUAGCGGCUUCGACACUGGAUGAUCUGUGGAAACAGUUCGAAGCAGCGGACAAUGAUGUGUUAGACAGUCUGCUGGAAAUAAACGCCGAAAUCGAAUAUUCGGCCGAAUUGCCAGCCGAAGUGCUCUCUAUUAUCAAUGCCACUACGGCAAUCGCCAUGCAGGGCAAUUUCAAUGACUUCAAAAAUGCUAAAGGUAUUCCAGGUGAACAAAAACAAGCUAGCGACCCACCAUUUAAGUCAGCAUCUAGAUUACCUGAAAUCCCGUUACCGUCGUUCAAUGGUGAUUUUAAUUACUGGCCGACGUUCCGCGAUCGGUUCUCCGCACUCGUUGGCGAUAGGACCGACAUACCGAAAAUUGAUAAAAUGCAACAUUUGAUCGGAUGUCUGCAAGGUCCCGCAGCUGAUGCCAUACGCAAUAUACCCGUGUCUGCUGACAAUUACGACCUCGCGUGGUCCACGUUAUCAGCACGUUUUCAUCGCCCGCGACUAGUCGCAAAUGGGUUGAUCGACAAAUUGCUCAACGCCCCGAUGUCGUCGCAAGAGACAUUAUCCGAUCUCAAUAAUUUUGUAUCGACCUUUUCCGAGAAUAUUGCGCUGUUAAAUGCACUGAAGAUCAAAGACCUCGGAUCAUUCAUAGUGUUUUCCAUGGCCUUUCGGUGUCUCCCGGCAUCUACACGCAAAUUGUUUGAGUCGUCCACUCCUUCGGAGUUUCCGUCGGUGACUGAAUUGCUCACUUUCGUACAGUCCCGUGUGGCGAUCUUGGAGAUAGCUGGAGACCAUCAGAAAAGGUCCAAUAAUCGACCACAGUCCACAUCACAAAGCAGCGCGCUCGUUAAGAGGGUUCCGUUCAAGUCAACUACUACAUCGUUAGUUAUUUCGAAGCCAUCGAGCUCCAAGAACGAUUCCUGUCCGAAUUGUCGUGGAAAGCAUACCAUUACUGACUGUCGGAAGUUCGCGUCGUUGUCGGUCGAGGACCGCAACAACUGGGCGCGUGAAAACGGUGUGUGCUACACGUGCUUGUCGACCAAUCAUUGGGCCAACAAAUGUCACUCAAGACUCCGCUGUGAAACUUGUUCCAGGAAACACCAUACGCUACUUCAUGGGUUUUCCACACGUCGCCAGUCAGAUAGCGCCCCAUCUAGCGGUGACGCGUCCUUGUAUGCUGCAUCAAUGCCAUCCAGAACUGACGAUUCAGCAGCUGUGUUAUUGGGCACCGCUCUCGUUCACAUUCGUGACCGUUGUGGCACAUGGCAAACGGUCCGGGCCAUCGUCGAUUCCGCAUCUCAAAUAAGUGCCAUAACUGUGUCCUGUUCUGCCCGAUUAGGACUCCGGCUGAAAAACUGGACAGCACCGAUCAGUGGCCUAUCCGGUACAGCAGUCGCUGAUGUCCGAGGUACGGUCGAUUGCGUCAUCCAACCACGGUUCGCUGAAGAACCACAAUUGAAAACAAAGGCGUGGGUACUGCCAGCGAUCACGUCCAAUAUGCCGCGUCGAUCUUUAGAUACCAGCGUCAAGGAUCGAUUCGCAAAUUUGGCCCUUGCGGAUCCGACGUUUAAUAUUGCUUCUCCCGUUGAUGUGCUAUUGGGCGCUGACUUGUUCGCGCAGAUAGUAGACGGCCGGAAGGUCACUGUAGCUGCCGAUCUACCCACAGCGUUCGGCUCCAUCUUUGGAUGGAUUCUGAUUGGGCCGGUGCUCCAAACUACUGUCGACUGCCACGCAUCGCUCCCUGUGUCUCUAACCGUCUCAGUUGAAAAUCUGAUUGAGAAGUUUUGGCGUGCUGAAGAACCCGCGAUGCCGCCGCCUUCGUUCACUGAGGAUGGCCGAUGUGAGGAAGUAUUCGUGGCGGAGUACAAGCGACUGCCGUCUGGACGAUUCUCCGUGCCAUUACCGACGCGCACAGCCAUGUCUACGUUAACUUUUCCAGGCUCCCGUGAACACGCGAUUAAGCGCUUCGAAAAUCUCGAAAAACGACUAUCUAAAGACCCUAAACUACAAGAAUUAUACUCCAAUUUCAUGUCCGAAUACUUGACAUUGGGUCAUAUGUCGGUGGCGAAAACGCCCGGGACAUAUUUUAUACCACACCACGCCGUAUAUCGACCUGCAGAUGGUGAUAACAAAAUCCGCGUUGUUUUUGACGCGUCCGCAAAAGGAUCGCGAGGACCGUCACUAAACGAAUGCUUGCUGCAGGGCCCCAAAUUGCAACAAGACAUCGUCGAUGUAUUGACCCGUUUUCGUGUGCCAAAACGAGUAUUCACGGCAGACAUCUGCAAGAUGUAUCGCCAAAUAUUGGUCCUACCAGAGUACCGUACACUUCAGCACGUGUUUUGGCGGUCGUCUCCGUUCGAAAAGCUUAUCGAGUACGAGCUCGACACAGUGACAUACGGGACAAACUGUGCCCCAUUUUUAGCGCUUCGCGUCCUUAAAGCAAUCGCCCUUAACGAUUGUACUGAUUACGACGACGUUCGUGACGCGUUGUUAAAUCAGACGUACGUCGAUGAUGUGUGUGCCGGCGCUGAUUCCACUACCGACGUUCUGAAACUACAAUCUGACCUAAUCUCAAUUCUAAGUCGUGCAGGGCUAGAAUUAAAAAAAUGGUCCAGUAACGAACCCGACGUUUUAAACGCCGUGCCUGUCGACCAUUGUGUGAGCUAUCCACAUCCGUUUGACGCCGACGAUGACAGCGGAAUAAAGGUACUGGGUCUUCAGUGGCGUCCGACCGACGAUUCGUUUUCGUGCGCCCUUCGCCUCAAUUUAUGGCCGGUCAUCUGUACGAAAAGGGGAUUGCUGUCCAUGAUCGCGAGGAUCUACGAUCCGUUAGGACUGUUCGCACCAGCAACCUUUCACGGUAAAUGCAUAAUGCAACGCACAUGGUCGGCGAAAGUGUCAUGGGAUGACCCUCUUCCUCAUGACAUUUCGCGGGACUGGGAAUCGUUUGUAUCGGACUUGCCAUCACUGAACGACCUGAAGGUGCCUCGUCAUUUCAAUUCCCGUCGUGGAUCGCCGUGUCUGUUGCUAGGAUUUUGUGAUGCUUCCCAACACGGUUACGCUGCUGUUUUUUAUACAUAA